Pyrus x bretschneideri (Chinese white pear) is the source of this 1974-nucleotide messenger RNA. Its product is annotated as ultraviolet-B receptor UVR8. NCBI's taxonomy places the organism in Eukaryota, Viridiplantae, Streptophyta, Magnoliopsida, Rosales, Rosaceae. The record is from RefSeq and is a predicted model, not a curated record. The transcript has 12 exons. The coding region runs from base 333 to 1682 and encodes 449 amino acids.
ACUGCGUACUACUAGCCCCCGGAUUAAGCUCGCUGAUUGAAGGGCACAUGUCCUAUCCCUUCCACUGUAAUUAUUCAGUCGGGACUAUUCUGGGUGGAGGACUAGUUAGUAUUUACCACCCCACCAUCCCACCACCUCCUUCUUUGCUUCACAGAGUUAAUUAAUUUUCACUUUUUUCUGGACAAGCAAUUCAUCAUUCCUAACCACUCCACCCACCUCAUUACAGUUAAACUCCCACAGGCCCAACUCUCUCUUUAGAUUACAUAAUUACAUAGAUAUUUAUUAUUUUGUGGGAAUUUGGAAGUCCGUCGUCCGCCCGAGAGAUUGCGAAAAUGGCAGAGGAGGAGGUAGCGGGAGGGAGCGAAGUAGUAGUCUCUGCUCCUCCAACUCCAAUUCGCCGCGUUCUUCUCAUCUCCGCCGGUGCCAGUCACUCUGUUGCUCUUCUCUCUGAAAAUGUGUUUUGCUCCUGGGGACGAGGAGAGGAUGGGCAGUUAGGCCAUGGUGAUGCCGAGGACCGACUUUUACCUACGCAUUUGAGCGCACUGGACGGCCAUGAAAUAGCGUCUGUUACUUGUGGAGCUGAUCAUACAAUUGCUUACUCCAACUCUCGUUCGGAAGUUUAUAGUUGGGGAUGGGGUGACUUUGGGAGAUUGGGUCAUGGUAAUUCUAGUGACUUGUUUACACCUCAGCCAAUAAAAGCAUUACAUGGUAUUAAGAUAAGGCAAAUUGCUUGCGGGGAUAGUCAUUGUUUGGCAGUGACGAUGGAAGGUGAGGUGCAAAGUUGGGGGCGGAAUCAAAAUGGUCAACUUGGUCUUGGUACCACAGAAGACUCUCUUGUGCCACAGAAAAUUCAAGCGUUUCAGGGGUUAUCUGUCAAAAUGGUUGCUGCUGGUGCUGAACAUACUGCAGCUGUCACAGAAGAUGGGUCGCUCUAUGGAUGGGGCUGGGGCCGAUAUGGAAACUUGGGCCUAGGCGAUAGGAACGAUCGCAUGGUUCCGGAGAGGGUUUCUAUGGUUAAUAGUGAGAAGAUGGUUAUGGUUGCGUGUGGGUGGAGGCACACGAUAUCUAUUUCCUCAUCGGGUCGAUUGUACACAUAUGGUUGGAGCAAAUAUGGUCAGCUAGGGCAUGGGGAUUUUGAGGACCACCUUGUUCCUCACAAGCUAGAAGCCUUGAGUGACAAAUUUAUUUGUGAGACAUCUGGCGGUUGGAGGCAUACCAUGGCACUCACAUCUGACGGAAUACUCUAUGGCUGGGGUUGGAAUAAGUUUGGACAAGUUGGAGCGGGUGACAACAUUGAUCACUGUUUUCCUGUGCAAGUUAAAUUUCCUCAUGAGCAGAAAGUAGUUCAAAUAUCUUGUGGAUGGAGACACACACUUGCUGUUACUGAAAGACAAAAUGUGUUCUCCUGGGGGAGAGGUACAAAUGGACAGCUUGGGCAUGGGGAAUCUGUUGAUCGGAAUGUUCCAAAGAUUAUAGAGUCUUUGAGUGUUGAUGGAUCUACCGGGCAACAAAUAGAAUCUUCAAAAGUUGAUCCAUCUACAGGGAAAACUUGGGUAUCACCAUCGGAGAGAUAUGCAGUUGUUCCUGAUGAAACUGUUCGAGGGCAAGCAUCUACUUCAGUCGGGGGGAAUGGUAAUGAUGCAAGUGUUCCUGAAACCGACGUCAAACGCAUACGGGUUUGACCGUCUUAGAGAACGUACGUGAGUCUGUGAAAUGAAUGAAGACACAUGGAUGACCUGCCCUACUGGCUUAUAAAUUCCCGAAAUGCUGUAAGCGAUCAAACCAGUCGACCGCAUUAGUAACAUGUACCCUCAUCUCCUCUGGUUAUAAAUUACUGCACCUUUGGAAAGACAAUGCAUGUACUCCUCCUGUCUGAUGUGUUAUCUAGGCAGAAUACCAAAAUACCCUGGUGGGUUUAACAGUUUUUGUUUGAGAAGGGCAUCGGCAUCCUAAUCUUAUGGUCAUUUUCUUCCA